Salvelinus fontinalis (brook trout) is the source of this 1860-nucleotide messenger RNA. Its product is annotated as eyes absent homolog 1-like. NCBI's taxonomy places the organism in Eukaryota, Metazoa, Chordata, Actinopteri, Salmoniformes, Salmonidae. Gene Ontology annotation, molecular function: protein tyrosine phosphatase activity. Gene Ontology annotation, cellular component: nucleus. The record is from RefSeq and is a predicted model, not a curated record. The transcript is spliced from 7 exons. Gene Ontology annotation, biological process: cell differentiation; anatomical structure development; positive regulation of DNA repair. The coding region runs from base 306 to 992 and encodes 228 amino acids.
UCACUGCCUGAAGCAGUAAUCGGACAACUGUCGUUCUCACUCUGACUCGGUCUCUUGAGAUCCCAGCUAGUGUGUGUAUCGGUGCUCCAUGGGUUCUAACACUUAAAAUGAAAAAGAAAAGGCUCUCUUGUAGCUGGUAAUUUGUUGCGUUACAGGUUCUACCAACUCUUGAAGAACUCUCUCUUUUUGAUGAAGUUUCUCUGUUGUUUCUGGACUGGACAGACUUGGCUGUAAGAAGAUUAUAACGAAACUUAAAGGAACGGGAUACCAGCAGAAGUACAGGGAUUCUACCAUAAUUGGAGUCUAUGGACAUGCAGGAUCUAGCCAGUCCGCACAGCUGUGUAAGUGGAAGCAGUGAAUCCCCUAAUGGUCCCAGACUCGACAACUCCCAUAUCAAUACCAAUUCCAUGACCCCCAAUGGCACUGAAGGUGAUAGCAUCACAAUGCUCACCACAGCUGACUGGUUGUUAAGCUCUAGCUCACAGUCUGCUGCAGAACCUAUGAGCAGCAGUGACAUCACCACACCAGUAGCCGACGUCUCCCUAGACAGCUUUUCAGGAUCAGUCAUUGGAACCAGCGACUUCAGCCCAAGACAAACACACCAGUUCUCCUCGCAGAUUUACCCUUCCAACAGACCGUAUCCACAUAUUCUCCCUACUCCUUCAUCCCAGAAUAUGGCUGCGUACGGUCAGACACAGUAUACCACAGGAAUGCAGCAGGCCGCAGCCUAUGCUAGCUACCCCCAGCCUGGACAACCCUACGGGAUCCCUGCCUAUGAGUCUGACAGCAGGGAACUGUGUGUGCAUCAUACCGACGAGGUGUCAGUAACUGAUUCAGGUGCAUUAUGGGCAGGCAUAAAGACAGAGGGCGGACUGAGCCAGUCACAAUCCCCAGGACAGGCAGGCUUCCUCAGCUACAGCUCAGGCUUCAGCACCCCUCAGACGGGCCAGGCUCCAUACAGCUAUCAGAUGCCAGGUGAGGAACAAAGAUAAUCAUAUAGUGUACUGUAAUCUCCUCAUAUUGUCUCCUCUCACGUUUCCUCAAUUCCUUACCUCCUCUCAUCGCUUCUUCGUUCACCGCCUCUCCUCACCUCCUCUCCUCACCUCUUGUCCUCACCUCCUCUCCUCACCUCCUCUCCACACCUCCUCUCCUCAUCUACUCUCCUCACCUCCUUUCCACAUCUCCUCUCCUCACCUCUUCUCCUCACCUCCUCUCCUCAACUCAUCUCCUCACCUCUAUCCCAACACCUCCUCUCCUCACCUCCUCUCUUCAACUCCUCUCCUCACCUCCUUUCCACACCUGGUCUCCUCACCUCCUCUUCUCACCUCCUUUCCACACCUCCUCUCCUUACCUCUUCUCCUCACCUCCUCACCUCCUAACCUCAACUCAUUUCCUCACCUCCUCUCCUCACCUCUUCUCCUCACCUCCUCUCCUCAACUCAUCUCCUCACCUCUAUUCCACACCUCCUCUCCUCACCUCCUCUCUUCAACUCCUCUCCUCACCUCCUCUCUUCACCUCCUCUCCUCCUUUCCACACCUGGUCUCCUCACCUCCUCUUCUCAACUCCUUUCCACAUCUCCUCUCCUCACCUCUCUUCAACUCCUCUCCUCACCUCCUCUCUUCACCUCCUCUCCUCACCUCCUUUCCACACCUGGUCUCCUCACCUCCUCUUCUCACCUCCUUUCCACACCUCCUCUCCUUACCUCUUCUCCUCACCUCCUCUCCUCACCUCCUUUCCACACCUUGUCUCCUCACCUCCUUUCCUCACCUCUAUUCCACACCUCCUCUCCUCACCUCCUCUCCUCACCUCCUCUCCUCACCUCCUCUCCUCACCUCCUCUCCUCACCACCUCUCCUCACCU